Eremothecium cymbalariae DBVPG#7215 is the source of this 930-nucleotide messenger RNA. RefSeq names its product rRNA-processing protein RRP36 (gene RRP36). The record is from RefSeq and is a predicted model, not a curated record. The coding region runs from base 1 to 930 and encodes 309 amino acids. Gene Ontology annotation, biological process: maturation of SSU-rRNA from tricistronic rRNA transcript (SSU-rRNA, 5.8S rRNA, LSU-rRNA). The transcript has a single exon. Gene Ontology annotation, cellular component: nucleolus; 90S preribosome. NCBI's taxonomy places the organism in Eukaryota, Fungi, Ascomycota, Saccharomycetes, Saccharomycetales, Saccharomycetaceae.
AUGUCUCAUUACUUCAAGAACAUACAACCAGGAUUAGCAUCUGAUGAGUCUGACGAUGAUGAGCUUUCGCAUGUGCUGAGGAAGCAACAUGAGAGGGAUGAUCAGAACAGCGAGAGUGAUGAAUUUAGCUCCCUUACUUUUGGCUCACUAAAACAAGCAGCAGAUAUGCUACAUAAUGAGGAGGAUAAUAGUAGCUCUUCUAAAAGGAAGCUCCUGAAGAAGCGUGAGGUAUCUAAGAGUGUUCAGGAAUCCAUGGAGCCAGUUGCACCAGAAGAAACCGAUCAUUCUUUUGACGAUGAAAUAAGCUCUUCAGAUGCAGAAGCAGGAUUCUUUGAAUCAGAAGAUACUAUUCAUCCUGGUAGCAAGAAGAAGCAGAAGAAGAAGAAGAUAGGGAAGCAUGCACCCAAAGAACACUCUGCAAAGAAACCAGUCAGUAGAAUAAGACAAAUCGAAGGCCUGGAAAAUCCAAAGCAAGCAGGAGGAAGUCAAUUAUAUGAAGACAUUCGAUUUGACCGCUCCAUGGGUAAAGAGGAGAACUUCAAUAAGGUUCGCGAUAGAUAUAGAUUUUUGGAUGAAUAUAGGGAAAAGGAGAUAUCCGAUUUGAGGUCUAUGCUAGCUGAUCGUAAACUAAUGUCCAAGGUAUCAGACCAUGAAAGGGAAAACAUUCAAGCUAGACUAACUAGUCUAACAUCAAAGCUUCAAUCCAUUCAAAACAGAGAUUUGGAAGCCAAAAUAAUCAAAGAAUAUGAACAGCAAAUAAACCAAAGCAACAAAUCGAAAUUCCAUCUCAAGAAGUCCGAAAAACGUAAGAUCAUUCAAAAAUGGAAGUUCGAUCACAUGAAGUCAAAGCAAAGAGAGAAGGUAAUGGAGAGGAAAAGAAAGAAAAUACGUGGUAAGGAGUUUAAAAACUUCGAAUUCCAUAAAGGCUAA